Messenger RNA from Anneissia japonica, 3948 nucleotides. Its product is annotated as liprin-beta-1-like. The coding region runs from base 97 to 2379 and encodes 760 amino acids. Gene Ontology annotation, biological process: neuromuscular junction development. Gene Ontology annotation, cellular component: presynaptic active zone. The record is from RefSeq and is a predicted model, not a curated record. The transcript is spliced from 18 exons. Lineage: Eukaryota; Metazoa; Echinodermata; Crinoidea; Comatulida; Comatulidae. Gene Ontology annotation, molecular function: protein binding.
CUGUUUUCUCGCUUUUUUUUAAAUGUGUUACUUCAAAUUUUGUCUCCAAAUAUAGAUGCAGAGGCAGUUAAAUUGAAGAAAGCUGUUGAGUCCUUGAUGUCUGCCAAUGAAGAGAAGGAAUUGAAGAUUGAAGAACUUCGCCAGAGCAUUAACAAGUACAAGCGUAUACAGGAUAUGGUGAUCAUAUCUCAAGGCAACCAGAAAGGACUGGAUCUUCAAGAGGAAGAAGAGUUGCAGCUGGACAGUAGCCCGUCAGUCAGCUCCGCUGGUAAUCUCGACCAAGAUGACCAUGUCAGAGAUGAGGAACGUCACCAAGCAACUCUCCAUAUAAACCUUGCCGGACCAACUGCCACAUCAACGCCUAUCAAUGCACCAAUCCCACCCCCUGUGUCAGACGAUGGCCUGAUUCGCCCCCGAACACUAGAAAUACUUAGUCAUGAAGACGACUAUGGACAGCAGGUGCGCUCGUCCAGUAUGGACAAUAUGAAGAGACCUCAUCUAUCGACAACAGAAAAGUAUGCGGCUGCUGGUGUCUACAGCACCCUACCAUCACCAAAAACUCGCAACUUCUUGGACGUCCAUCACUCGGAACCAACAACGCCCGAGAGAAUGAAGAGGAACAAGACCAGAAUAUCUUUUGGAAGAGGGAUCUUCAAACGAAGCACCAACAAGAUGCAGAGCGCCCCCAAUCUGACCAAUAACAUCAGUGACGAGCAUCUGUACCGAAUCGGCGGUGGACGCUCAGUUAAUUUCGAAAUUAUGCAGCGAGGUGAGUUACCCCCUCCUCCCGGUACCCCACCUACAGAAAUUAGGAAGAAGAAGAAGGGGAUUAAAAAGUUGUUUGUCAGACUGAAGCGCACAGGAUCCACUCAGAUAGCUUCCGAUGAUGAAGAAGCACCCAUGGGAUUCCAACGAGGGGGUCGAUUAAGGGCAACAGCGGGUGCCCGCCUUGGCUGGUCCAGGGACAUCAAAACAAAUGGGCACGUGCAAUCGGCCACCUGGGAUGGGAAAUACGAUUUCUCGAUGAGUGAUUUCUCAAAAGUUGGUCCGUGGCUUCGUAGAUUGGAAUUAAAACAAGACAUUGAUAUGCCAUUUGCAAAGUGGGAUACGGAUCAAGUGGCCGCAUGGCUCCAUGAGCUCGGCCUUUCCCAGUACGUCUCCAUGUGUCGUGUGUCCGUGAAGAAUGGUGCUACUCUUUUGGAGGCUUCACCGCAACUUUUGUAUAGUGAACUUGGUAUAAAGAACCCUCUCCAUCGUAAGAAGCUGCAGUUAGCACUGCAAGCGAUCAACAAUAAUGAGAAGGAUAAGAAAGGGGAGUUAGAUUACACUUGGGUGACAAGGUGGUUAGAUGAUAUUGGCCUUCCACAGUACAAAGAUGCCUUCCAUGAAGCCAGGAUAGAUGGCAGAAUGCUUCAUUUCCUCACAGUGGAUGACCUCUUGUCAUUAAAAGUCACCAGUGCCUUACACCACAUUAGCAUAAUGCGUGGUAUACAGUGUCUCCGACUUAACAAUUUCAAUCCCAACUGUUUGAGACGGAGACCCACUGACGAGGUGUGGCCUAUUAUGAUGGAGGCGCGGUAUGAUAGAAUGCCUGGCGUACCAAAUUGGAGUUCCCAACUGCCAUAUGAGAGUGGUGCUGAAGUUAUGUUAUGGUCCAAUCACCGAGUCAUGGAGUGGCUGCGAUCAGUAGAUCUGGCGGAGUACGCCCCCAACAUGCGUGGUAGUGGUGUUCAUGGGGCUCUGAUGGUUUUAGAACCUCGGUUCUUAGCGGAUACAUUAGCAGCAUUGCUAUGUAUUCCUCCGACCAAGACACUUUUGCGUCGCCACCUCAACACUCAUUUUGUUUCCCUGGUUACAGCAGAUGUUCAGGCGGAGAAGCGAGAGGUUGAGAGGAUACCAACUUUUGUACCAUUAAAUUCACUUGCCAAAAUUAAGCCAAAGAAGAGGCCUUUCACACGCAAGAAACGUGGUGGCUUAGACGACGAGGACUACAUCUGUCCUCUGGACGCACCAUUACCGAGUUCCAUUAAGAUAGAAGGUAUUGCUAAUAUUGCAAGCACAACGAACAACGUACCAAGCUAUCUAACGGAGGUCCGCAGCACAGAUAUGGUCCAUAAACAGAGGGAUGAGGCCGAAGAUAACCGACGGAAACCAAAGCGUGUGCAGAGUUUGUACACACGGCGCGAUGUGUACAACCCACGUGUGUAUGUGCAUCCCAGAAGCACUGUCAUAUCAAAGCACCAACAGCCACGGAAUGGAAAUGCUCACGGGGGUGCCUACCCUAUUGACAACUUUGGUGCUUUUUCGCAGGAAAUUAACUCACUGACAAGUAUGCUUUCAAGGGAGACCUUCAAAAGUGACGAAGGGACAAAUGUUUAAAUCGCUAUCUGCCACUGACCUUUGCACUAAACAAUCAAGAAACAAUGACAUACAAGAAACACCUGGAUGAAUUAUUAUGCAAAUAAGUUUCAAAAAAUAUAGAUAAUCAUUCACAGUGAUCUAUUUUACCAAAUUUUGUAAAUUAUGUAAAUUACUCGUAAAUUAAAAUUGUUUUGCAAAGUUUUAGUUUAAAUUUUCUUAGUGUUGAUUUACAUUAAUUUAGUGUUUUCAUCGUAAACAGCUGGUUAUAUUUUUACUUUUUAGGUUAAAGUAAAAAUACAAUAAAUGAUGAAGGUGCAGUAGUAUAUUGCUCAUUGCAGUGUAACCUUGAUGUUCAUUCUAUAAUAAACUUCAACUGAAGCGAUAUAGAAAGCAACGUUAGUUUCUUUAUAGCUUUGUUGAUUUAUAUGUUUGACAAAGGUGAACGAUCAAAAAAUAAUAAAGCAGGAUGGAUGUAAGCAGUGACGUAUUGUCACCAGCUGUUUAUGCAUUAUCAUCACUGGCUGUGUGUUUGACACACCCUACCUUAAAAAAAUGCUCUGUAUGUAGGCCUAAGCUGCUUUUUAUUUAUAAAAUACAUGCAUUCUGGGGUUUUUUUUUAAUGACAUUGCAUAUAUGCUACUGAAAUAGCACAAGCUUCACCAGUUAGAGCUUGUUAUAUUGCAUGUUUUGUUUACAUGUUUCAAGCCUUUUUCAUAUUAAUUUCAUUACAUGUUCUAAUUAUGCUGCUAAGGAAAUCCAUGUGCAGAUUUUUGUUGCUAGGAUAUUUACGCUAGUUGCCAGGAUGUUUUAAAGAUCAGGUUCAAAAAUAGAACAUAGUGGACGAGAGGGUACUGUAUAGUGGAGGAAAAAUGUACCACUAGUUAGCAUGCAAUGCAGGUGGGUUAACUCCCAUUAUGCAGGCAGUGUCUGUAAUAUAAAGGUUUUGUACAGGUGCUUAAGCAGAUAAGCGGGAUCCUUGGCUUAGCUAAGAUUGUUCUAUAACCAAAACGAACGAAGGGGUUUUUUUGAAAAGAAUGUAAUUAGGAUAUUUAUUCAUUAUAUAAAUACACAAGAAAAGGAGAAAAAAAAGCUAUAAAAUAAUAAGAUAUAAAGCUAACAUAUUUAUAGGUGCAUAACACAGUUUUGUAUGAAUGAAGACUUUUUUAAAUAUUGACAUAUUUUUUGGUGAAUGAGAUGAAACUUUGAUGGUUAUGAAUGUUAAUCGGCAAAUUCAUGGGUCGAGCUUUUUUCGUUUGUUAUUACAUUAUUAAAAAUGUAUUUUAAUCUUGUAGAAUUAAUCAAAUUAUUUAAUGUUUUAAAGAAUUAGCAUGUAUGAUCUUCUGGUUAAUAUUUUUUGACCUUGUGUAUCGUCGCUUGAAAUGUCAUUUGCCGUGUUUAACAUCUUCCCUUCAUUUUUGCUUGUCUCGUUCAGAAGUUUCCACGAGCUGUUGAAGUAGAAAAUAAUGGGGAAACAAAUCGUUUUAAUUUGUCUAGCAAAGAUUAGGUAAAUUACUACAUUCAGCACAAAUUUCGGUUUAUACAUUCAUCUCUCUAUCGAAUGCAUUGAAUAAAUUCUUGAUUUUUAAA